Molecule: messenger RNA, 512 nt
Organism: Amblyraja radiata (thorny skate)
Lineage: Eukaryota; Metazoa; Chordata; Chondrichthyes; Rajiformes; Rajidae
Product: interleukin-8-like
Exons: 4
Coding region: 89-400 (103 amino acids)
Biological process (GO): chemotaxis; defense response; immune response
Cellular component (GO): extracellular region
Molecular function (GO): chemokine activity
Source: RefSeq, a predicted model, not a curated record
AGCAGUUGAAGUCCAAGGAUCAGCCAGAGACAGCAGCAGCAGCAGCAGCAGCAGCACAAAGUUAAAGAACAACAUACAACACAGCACAAUGAACAGCAGAGUUAUGUUCUCCAUCCUUGCCCUCUUCAUGUUGUCUGCAACUUCCAUACAAGCAGCAUCGAUGGGAAGCUCGGGGAUGAACCUGCGUUGUCGGUGUAUCAGAACAUCCGCUAUAUUCAUCCAUCCAAAGUUCAUGGAGAAUAUCGAUAUUAUUCCACCAGGCCCCCACUGCGAGACAGUAAACAUCAUUGCCACCCUUAAAAAUGGCAACAUGAUCUGUCUGGAACCUAAAGCAAUCUGGGUGCAGAGAGUGAUUAACAGGAUGAUCAAUGAGCGCAAGAAGAAGGAGAAAGCUCAAUGAGAAGUUUGAAUGUGAAGAUGUACAUGGGAAUCUCCAUUGGCUCAGCCUCUGUAGUUGAGCUCGUUGUAAACUCCUUCAGUCAAUGAAAUUGCAACUAAUUUAAAUUAUUAUG